Molecule: messenger RNA, 3783 nt
Organism: Propithecus coquereli (Coquerel's sifaka)
Lineage: Eukaryota; Metazoa; Chordata; Mammalia; Primates; Indriidae
Gene: PCDH15
Product: protocadherin-related 15
Exons: 27
Biological process (GO): homophilic cell-cell adhesion
Cellular component (GO): plasma membrane; catenin complex
Molecular function (GO): calcium ion binding; cadherin binding
Source: RefSeq, a predicted model, not a curated record
AUGAACCCCAUGAAAGAUUCUGCACUAUUAGAGGAGAACAUUAUUGUUCAAGGGACUCCUGAGGAUUACCCACGAUUUUUCCAUAUGCAUCCUAGGACUGCAGAACUUAGUCUUCUGGAACCAGUAAACAGAGACUUUCACCAGAAAUUUGAUUUGGUUAUUAAGACAAAAGACCCAGAGCUUCGCCUUUUUCUGAAUGAUUACACUUCAGUCUUCACGGUUACGCAGACUGGUAUCACUCGCUACCUCACCUUACUUCAACCAGUGGACAGGGAAGAACAGCAAACUUACACCUUUUCGCUCACUGCAGUCGACGCAGACGAAGGGUCAAAUGGUGAGAUCACAUAUGAAAUCCUGGCUGGGGCUCAGAGAGACUUCAUCAUCAAUAAAACAACAGGGCUUAUCACCAUCGCUCCGGGGGUGGAACUGAGAGUCGGGCGGACUUAUGCGCUCACAGUCCAAGCAGCGGAUAAUGCUCCUCCUGCAGAGAGAAGGUAAUUUAUAUUUUUGGUAUACGUGGAGGUCCUGGAACCAAUCCCCUGCAAGAAUAAUAGGGAUGGAAGGUUUCCACAGCUAAUCUAUUCUAUUGAUUGCCAUAGAGCCUUAUCAAUUACUUGAUAAUUGAAUUGUGUUUUCUCUCUAAAGGCAACUGAUCGAGAGGGAGAUUCAAUAACAUAUGCCAUUGAGAAUGGAGAUCCUCAGAGGGUUUUUAAUCUUUCAGAAACUACUGGGAUUCUAACCUUAGGGAAAGCACUGGACAGGGAAAGCACCGACCGCUACAUUCUGAUCAUCACGGCUUCAGAUGGCAGGCCAGAUGGGACUUCAACUGCCACAAUAAAUGUGGUGGUGACAGAUGUCAAUGACAAUGCUCCAGUGUUUGAUACCUAUCUAUCUAGAAAUUUAUCUGUGGUGGAGGAAGAAGCCAAUGCCUUUGUGGGUCAAGUAAGGGAUAUGAAUGAUUAUCCUCCUGUUUUCAGUAAACGAAUCUACAAAGGGAUGGUGGCUCCAGAUGCAGUCAAAGGUACACCGAUCACAACAGUUUAUGCUGAAGAUGCAGACACUCCUGGAUUACCUGGAAGUCGCGUGAGGUAUAGAGUAGAUGAUGUCCUGUUUCCUUACCCUGCCAGUAUUUUUGAUGUAGAAGAAGAUUCUGGAAGAGUAACAACUCGAGUCAAUCUUAAUGAAGAACCUACAACAAUUUUUAAGUUGGUGGUGGUUGCUUUUGAUGAUGGUGAGCCUGUGAUGUCCAGCAGUGCCACAGUGAAAAUUCUUGUUUUACAUCCUGGAGAAAUCCCACGUUUCACACAAGAGGAAUACAGACCUCCUCCAGUAAGUGAACUUGCCACCAAAGGGACGAUGGUUGGUGUAAUUUCUGCUGCAGCCAUUAAUCAGAGCAUUGUGUACUCCAUUGUUUCAGGAAAUGAAGAAGAUAAGUUUGGAAUUAAUAACGUCACAGGCGUUAUCUACGUGAAUGCCCCUCUGGAUUAUGAGACCAGGACAAGCUAUGUACUUCGAGUCCAAGCUGAUUCCCUGGAAGUGGUCCUUGCCAAUCUCCGAGUUCCUUCAAAAAGCAAACCUCCUCCAGUAAGUGAACUUGCCACCAAAGGGACGAUGGUUGGUGUAAUUUCUGCUGCAGCCAUUAAUCAGAGCAUUGUGUACUCCAUUGUUUCAGGAAAUGAAGAAGGAUGUAAAGAAAAUGACCAAGCAAUUAUGUUUCAAAUUCUAGAUAAGUUUGGAAUUAAUAACGUCACAGGCGUUAUCUACGUGAAUGCCCCUCUGGAUUAUGAGACCAGGACAAGCUAUGUACUUCGAGUCCAAGCUGAUUCCCUGGAAGUGGUCCUUGCCAAUCUCCGAGUUCCUUCAAAAACAACUCUUUUAAAAUCUAGAAGACUCAAGAAAACCAGAUUUAAUUUAACUGUUAAUAGAUACAAUAGAGGCCUAGCUACUGAUAAAGAUACUGGCAAUUACAGUGCCAUGGCAUACAGACUCAUAAUACCACCAAUUAAAGAAGGAAAAGAAGGAUUUGUGGUGGAAACAUAUACAGGGCUUAUCAAAACUGCUAUGCUCUUCCAUAAUAUGAGGAGAUCCUACUUCAAGUUUCAAGUUAUCGCAACUGACAACUAUGGGAAGGGACUGAGCGGCAAAGCAGAUGUACUUGUCUCUGUGGUCAAUCAGCUGGAUAUGCAAGUCAUUGUUUCCAAUGUGCCCCCUACUCUAGUGGAAAAAAAGAUAGAAGAUCUUACAGAAAUUUUGGACCGCUACGUUCAGGAGCAAAUUCCUGGUGCCAAGGUUGUGGUGGAGUCCAUUGGUGCUCGCCGCCAUGGAGAUGCCUUUUCCCUAGAAGAUUACACCAAAUGUGACUUGACUGUCUAUGCAAUUGACCCCCAAACCAAUAGAGCCAUUGACAGAAAUGAGCUAUUUAAAUUUUUAGAUGGCAAACUGCUUGAUAUCAAUAAAGACUUUCAGCCGCAUUAUGGGGAAGGAGGACGUAUUCUGGAGAUCCGGACUCCAGAGGCAGUGACUAGCAUUAAAAAGAGAGGAGAAAGUCUAGGAUACACCGAAGGGGCCUUGCUGGCUCUGGCUUUCAUCAUCAUCCUCUGCUGCAUUCCUGCCAUCUUGGUAGUUUUGGUCAGCUACAGACAGUUUAAAGUAUGCCAAGCUGAGUGCACCAAGACUGCACGAAUUCAAUCCGCGUUACCCGCGGCUAAACCAGCAGCGCCCGCCCCUGCACCAGUGGCAGCACCCCCGCCCCCGCCUCCGCCUCCGGGGGCGCAUCUCUAUGAAGAACUUGGAGACAGCACAAUGCAUAAGUAUGAAAUGCCUCAAUAUGGAAGUCGCCGCCGAUUGUUACCACCGGCUGGACAGGAGGAAUAUGGUGAGGUGGUUGGUGAAGCUGAGGAAGAAUAUGAGGAGGAAGAGGAAAAGCCAAAGAAAAUUAUAAAACCAAAAGUUGAAAUUAGAGAGCCUAGUGAGGAGGAAGAAGUAGUCGUAACUAUUGAAAAACCACCAGCAGUUGAGCCUACAUACACAACAUGGAAGAGAGCCAGGAUAUUCCCAAUGAUAUUUAAGAAAGUUAGAGGACUAGCUGAUAAAAGAGGCAUCGUGGACCUUGAAGGUGAAGAGUGGGAGAGACAGCUGGAGGAAAAAGAAAAAGAUUAUUUGAAACUAACUCUGGACCAAGAUGAAGCUACAGAAAGCACUGUGGAAUCAGAGGAGGAGUCCUCCAGUGACUACACUGAAUACAGCGAGGAAGAAUCUGAGUUCAGUGAGUCUGAGACUACAGAAGAGGAAUCUGAGUCAGAGACACCCUCUGAGGAAGAGGAGAGUUCUACCCCUGAAUCAGAAGAAUCUGAAUCUACAGAGUCCGAAGGAGAAAAAGCAAGAAAGAAUAUUGUGCUUGCAAGAAGACGACCCAUUGCUGAGGAGGACAAGGAAGUCAAGGGUGGAAAAAAGGAAGCAGCUGAAGCACAAGCAAUACGACCUGAGGUGGAAGAAGAACACUCAGAAGAAGAAGCAGAAAGUGAACUGAUCCCUGUGGAAGAAUCUACAGACCUUGAAGCUCAAGAUGUCCCCGAGGAGGGCAGUGUAGAAUCAGCUUCAGUGAAAGGUGGCGUGGAAAGUGAGGAGGAAUCAGAAUCGGAAUCUGGCAAUAGUAGCAGUAGUAGCGAAAGUCAGUCUGGAGGUCCGUGGGGCUUUCAGGUGUCAGAAUACGACAGAAGCAAGAGGACAAACCAAAGGAAGUCUCCAGGAGCAAAUUCUGAAGGUUACAACACCGCACUUUAA